Molecule: messenger RNA, 570 nt
Organism: Aspergillus aculeatinus CBS 121060
Lineage: Eukaryota; Fungi; Ascomycota; Eurotiomycetes; Eurotiales; Aspergillaceae
Exons: 1
Coding region: 89-430 (113 amino acids)
Source: RefSeq, a predicted model, not a curated record
CUAAUCUUUUUUUUCGUUGGUUUUUGCACUGAAACGCCGAUUUGAUUCUCUGAUUUUCACUACUAACCGAAUUGGAUGAACGAAAGGAAUGACCUAUGCUUAUGUGUUUCCAUUUGCUUCUAUACAUACACUUUUUUGCCUCUUGUUCUGCCGUUUUCCUGCCUCUUGCGCUGUUGUUUCUCUGCAAACCCUUCUCACCAUGAUCUCGGUGUUAGGAGCUUUUUUUUUCUCUGUUGAUUUUCUUCUGAUUCGAGUAUGUGGCAAGGCGAGGCGUUACUUGAUGCUGUUACUUCGAGUUAAAACACUACUUCUAUUUACCACUCACCUGGGUUGCCCUCGAAGCAUACCUCACAGAUGUCACCUUUGUUAUUGGUACAAUCUCAAGAAAGCAUUACUAUUAACAUUUUGUGUUGAUGAAUCCGGUUUUUGAGCCUUGGCAUUCAAACAACCGAUUGAGCGAAACUCAUAUCCAGGUUAUAAAAACUCAAUGCAGAUGUAUAUGCAUUCAUUCGGCUGGGGGGUUCAUGUUCUAAGACGCACCAACAGCUCGGUACAGUCUAAGAAUGUAAG